Molecule: messenger RNA, 1170 nt
Organism: Cydia fagiglandana
Lineage: Eukaryota; Metazoa; Arthropoda; Insecta; Lepidoptera; Tortricidae
Exons: 2
Coding region: 1-1170 (389 amino acids)
Source: RefSeq, a predicted model, not a curated record
AUGUAUGAAAAGACAUUAAGUGAUCAAUUGGAAAAGAAAAUUAUAGAAGAAGUUCCUAACAAGAAAGAAAGGGAUCAUCCUAUACAUUAUUUACCAUUUCACGGAGUUAUGGCUACUGGAAAAGCACUUAGACUGGUAUAUGAUGCUUCAGCGAAAGUAAAGAAUGCGAAAAGUCUUAAUGAAUGCUUAUAUGCCGGUCCAAUGAUGCUAGAAGACCUGACUGGAUUAUUAAUUCAAUUCAGAUGCCACAAUGUAGGAUUAACUGCAGACGUAGAAAAGGCUUUCUUGCAAAUUGGAUUGAAUAAUAAUGAUAGAGAUGUGACUAGAUUUCUAUGGCUGAAAGAUACAGAAAAACCUGUUACUGAAGACAACCUUAUACGAUACAGAUUCACUCGGGUACCCUUUGGAAUUAUCUCCAGUCCAUUUUUAUUAAAUGCUACAAUAAAGCAUCAUCUACAGACCUCUGAAGGGAAUUAUACAAAACAGCUGGCCAAUAACAUAUAUGUGGACAACCUACUUACAGGCACAGAGUCAGUAGAUGAAGCAUUAGAUCUGUAUAAAGAGGCAAAGGACAAGUUUUCUGAGAUAUCAAUGAAUCUUCGAGAGUGGAGUUCUAAUUCAAAGGAUUUUCUCAAUCAAAUACAGGAUGUGGCUCCAGAGACCACAGUGAAGACUUUGGGCUUAAAUUGGGACUUAAAGGAAGACUCACUCCAACUUAGAGCCAAAGUAAACAAGAAUAAUGAGAUUACGAAGAGAGGAAUACUCAAAACUAUAGCGGCAAUAUACGAUCCUUGUGGAUUCAGUGUACCCAUAGUACUGCCAGCCAAACUACUUCUCCAGCAAUUAUGGAAGGAAAAGGUCAAAUGGGACAGCUCAUUAUCUGAUGAAACAAAACAGAAAUGGAUGAGUAUUCUAGAAGAUCUUAAAGAAAUAGAGUCAAUACGUCUACCAAGAAAUAUGACUGUGCCAAAUAGACAUAAGGCACAAUUACACUGUUUUACAGAUUCUUCGACAGUAGCCUACGCGGCUGUAGUAUAUCUGGUGCAAGGAGAUAACGUCCAACACUGCAACACGACCAAGUACCUCAAAGGAAGAGAGAAAUGGGUGGUUAAAUGGACCCGCCUUCUUACGACAGGAUUCAAAGACCUGGCCAAAAAGUCCAGGUGCUGA